Molecule: messenger RNA, 978 nt
Organism: Oreochromis niloticus (Nile tilapia)
Lineage: Eukaryota; Metazoa; Chordata; Actinopteri; Cichliformes; Cichlidae
Gene: immp2l
Product: inner mitochondrial membrane peptidase subunit 2
Exons: 7
Coding region: 99-719 (206 amino acids)
Cellular component (GO): membrane; mitochondrial inner membrane peptidase complex
Molecular function (GO): serine-type endopeptidase activity
Source: RefSeq, a predicted model, not a curated record
CAGAAAAUGAGAGCGGUAACAGGGUAGGCUUUAGGACCGGGGGGCCGACACGUGGUGACAGGACAACCGGAAGCCGGAACUCACGUUACUGAUCUGCGAUGGCUCAGCAGGCCACGGCGGGGCGACGCUGCCUGCGAGCGUUUGUUAGCGGAUUCUUCGUCGCCGUCCCCGUAACCGUCACCUUCCUCGAUCGAUUCGCCUACGUGGCGCGUGUGGAGGGAUCAUCGAUGCAGCCAUUCCUCAACCCAGAGGGGGGGUCCAAGUGUGACGUCGUCCUGCUGAAUCGUUGGAGUGUGAGAAACUACCAGGUCCAACGAGGUGACAUCGUCUCUGUGGUGCAAACGCGUGCAGCCUGGGAAUGUCUCAGCCGUCCGUCCUCGGUCCCAGACGUCCUCCGCUCCAUCGAUGUUCCUGUCCCCGAGGAAUCCAAAGCAGAAGAUCAUCAAACGGGUCAUUGGCCUGGAGGGAGACUUCAUCAGGACUCUGGGCUACAAGAACCGCUAUGUUCGAGUUCCAGAUGGUCACUUCUGGAUCGAGGGAGAUCAUCACGGCCACAGUCUGGACAGCAACAGCUUUGGACCGUUAUCUGUUGGAGUAGACGCAUCAGAGCCAGCGACACCAAGAGGGAGAACAAGCUGAUGAGAAAGGUUGGCUCAGUGCUGGGACUCUGGAGCUCCUGCGGGUUGUUACUGAGUAAAGGAAGCUCCACAAACUGCUGAACAUACCGGACACCACCUCACACCCGCUGCAUGAUCUACUGCAGCAGGUUCCUUCAGUAACAAGGACAGAAACCUUUCCUACCUGCUGCAGUUAAAUAGAUAAGGACUCUCUCUGACCCUGUUUGCAGCAGAGGACUCCUCCGAGGGGCAAUGCAAAAGUUCAGUCUGCACACUUCAUUUUAUUUCACAGUAGCUGUAAGUAACUAUACAUUAACACGCAGAUAAAUCAUGUAAAUAAAAACAAGGCAGUGCAAGUAUA